UAGAGAGGGACAGCAGAGCGGACAUUAGUUGUUGUUGUUGUCACUUGUGCUGUAUCCUUUCUCUGGCAGUCUGGUCAGCGGACCAGCGGAGUGUUUUCUCGGUGUAGUUCACAGUCUUGUUCUCCGGCGGAUGAAUGGCAAUGGCGGCAGUGAGAGCGGCGGCAGCGGGGGGCCCGGCGUCUUUGUCCCGGUUCAGGGGUGCGCUGGUGGCGGCUGUGCUGGGAGACUGUGUCGGCGGAGAGUUUGAGGGAGCGGAGGAGGUUCCCAUGGAGAGUGUGCUGCAGCAUCUUAGCAGCCUGGACGAUGAGACGAAGGGAAACGGUAUCCUCGAGUACAGUGAUGACACUGCAAUGGCACGUUGUGUGAUCCAGUCUUUACUCGCCCGGGCCGGCUUUGAUGAGCAGGACAUGGCUCGCAGGUUCGCUAAGGAGUACAGCACAUCUCCAGGUCGUGGUUAUGGCUCUGGGGUGAUCCAGGUUUUGAAGAAGCUGUCCUCCCCUCAGCUCAAUGACGUAUACCAGCCGGCCAGGGACCAGUUUAAUGGUCGAGGAUCUUUUGGGAACGGGGGGGCCAUGAGGGCGGCCCCCUUCGCUCUGGCUUUCCCUUCUCUGGCUGAUGUUAAAAGAUUUGCCCGUCUUGGCGCCAUGCUGACACACUCCUGCUCUCUGGGCUACAACGGGGCGGUGCUGCAAGCAUUAGCUGUCCACCUGUCCCUGCAGGGGGCGCUAGACCUGCCUCAGCAGUUCAUCAGCAGGCUAAUCACAGAGAUGGAGGAAGUUGAGGAUGACAAGGCAUCACAAAAUGAUGCUAGGAUCCUGAAGGAAGCAGAGAAGCCGUUUUGUGAGCGCCUUCACAGAAUCAGAGACCUGAUGAGCAGGAGCAAGGUCAGCAUAGAGGAAGUCAUCUCUGAACUGGGUAACGGCAUUGCAGCACUCCAUUCAGUCCCUACUGCAAUCUUCUGCGUCCUCCACUGCCUGCAGCCCCGGGAAAGCCUCCCAGAGAACUACUGUGGCGUGGAGAGGACAAUAGCGUACAGCCUGGCUCUGGGAGGGGACACAGACACCAUAGCCUGCAUGGCGGGGGCCAUCGCCGGGGCCCACUACGGCAUCGAGACCAUUCCUCAGCCCUGGAUAAAGUGCUGCGAGGGGGCGGAGGACGCAGACAUGGACGCAGAGCGACUUCACAUGCUGUAUCACAAGUCAUCACAGGUGGACGGGAGCGAGGCAGGGGGACGGAGCCGUGAAGACGCAUCUGAAAAGCAGUCAAAAACUUCUAACGGCACAGAGAAGAAGAAAGGAUCAGAGUGAUGAGUCAUAUGAAUUUUGACAAAAGGACACACACAUACAAAUUAAACACUUACACUUUUUGGACUGAACUGUGUUGGUUAACUGAGAACCUGUGAUUAAGGGCAAACUACUCCAUCACUUACUUAUUUUACUCAGAAAACAGCUUUUUUUUUUUUCCUUUUCCUAAUUGGAUCAGCAGGUAUUGAACAAAAAUACUGAGAGGCUAUUUUUUCAUGAAAUGAAAAAUAUAAAAGUGUCAGAUUAUUUAAAAAAAUGUGGUCUGCAUGUGCAUACACAUUACAUUAUACACACACACACACACACACACACACACACACACACACACACACACACACACACACACACACACACACACACACACACACACACACACACACACACACACACACACACACACACACACCUCUCCCAUACCUGCUCUACCCUGUUUUGUGAUGAACAAUCCUUUGUCAAGUGAAAGUUGCACAGUGAAUUGGCCAUGUCUUGUUUAUCCUUCCAGUGUAUAACAAUUAUUUAAUAAAGUUUUUUUUUA
Messenger RNA from Scomber scombrus (Atlantic mackerel), 1839 nucleotides. It is a transcript of the gene adprs, whose product is annotated as ADP-ribosylserine hydrolase. NCBI's taxonomy places the organism in Eukaryota, Metazoa, Chordata, Actinopteri, Scombriformes, Scombridae. The transcript is spliced from 6 exons. The record is from RefSeq and is a predicted model, not a curated record. The coding region runs from base 135 to 1307 and encodes 390 amino acids. Gene Ontology annotation, cellular component: mitochondrion; nucleus.